AUGAUGAACCAGGAGAUAAUGUGUGAGGUGGAGAUAGGGACACACGGCUCCAUGGUGGAAAUUGAUGGUGAUGAUCAGGUUGGAGUCAAGUAUGAGGAAAUAGAAGCGGCUCAAUAUGAGGAAUACAUAACUGAUGACCAGUAUGAAGAGGCUGAAGAACAAGUCAUUGGUAUGCAGCAUCUUGAAGAAGACUAUAAAAUUUCAGUUGGCAACGAGGAGGUGAUAUUACCUGGGAUCUCUGGUGAAGAAGUGCUGAAUCCUAGUUCCGAUACACAUUAUGACUCCCUGUACGUCACACCACCUGCAACCAGCAGCAGAAGGGGUCGCGGUCGACCCCGCACCAGUGUCAAUAACACAACGAACAAUAUACAACAUUUAAUGCCUAUUGGUGAGGUUCCAGUCGGUUUAAUGGAAGGAGUAGCAGGCCGUGGUCCGGCGAGACGGUGGGAACAAAAACAAGUACAAAUUAAAACUAUGGAGGGAGAAUUCUCCGUCACCAUGUGGGCGACUGGCGAGGAUGAGGAUGACGGUUCAAAUCCAGAGCCAGAUCCUGACUAUACGGAGUAUAUGACUGGCAAGAAGAAUAUAUUAGGAACUGAAACAAUGCCAGGUUUAGAUUUAUCAGACCCAAAGCAGUUGGCAGAGUUCGCACGUCCGGGACACAAAAUUAGACUAAAGAAACCUAUGCCAGAAUCAUCAGACAGAACAAUAGCGUGUCCCCACAAAGGCUGUACAAAAAUGUUUAGAGAUAACUCGGCGAUGCGGAAACACCUUCACACGCACGGGCCCAGAGUUCACGUUUGUGCUGAGUGUGGUAAAGCAUUUGUAGAGAGUUCAAAGUUAAAACGUCACCAAUUGGUACACACGGGCGAGAAACCAUUUCAGUGUACAUUUGAAGGCUGCGGUAAAAGGUUCUCUUUAGACUUUAACUUAAGAACACACGUACGUAUCCACACGGGUGACCGACCCUACGUCUGUCCAUUCGAUGGCUGCAACAAGAAAUUCGCCCAGAGCACCAACCUCAAGUCCCACAUACUAACACACGCCAAGGCCAAGUCAAGAAACUCCCUCUCACGAAACGGAGGCAAUUCGUACGAGUCGGCGCGAACGACGCCACAGUUCCUCCAAUUAGAAGUGUCUCCAGAUGACUCUAAUCCACAACUCAUAUUCUACACGCACGAGUGA
Arctia plantaginis is the source of this 1185-nucleotide messenger RNA. NCBI's taxonomy places the organism in Eukaryota, Metazoa, Arthropoda, Insecta, Lepidoptera, Erebidae. The record is from the annotation of a GenBank genome assembly.